AUGGACCCCUUCAAACCCUCUCAGGAUGAUCCACCUCCGCCUCCGCGACCCGCUGAUAACAGCCAAAACAAUCAGCCCACCAUGGAUCAGUCCAAUCGUGAUCUGACAGACUCUUUGAAUCGCCUCACUCUUGCAAGUGCCGCCGCGAUUCCUCUCCCAUCCUCUCCAUCCCUCUUAUCUCCUGAAGAUGCCACACCGCGCGCCUCGCUCGCAAACACGCCCGCGCCGCCGCGCACUCCCAGCUCCAGCUCACUGCGCGACGAGCGCCGCAAGUCGACACCCUCCCUCCAGAAGCGCGCGUCCGCUGCAUCUUUGCGCUCCAUAUCUGCCAACACCGGCUCCUCUUCUCCCCUGGCAGACUCGUCGCGUCGCUCUUCCGCCAACUUGGCGGGGUCACCGACCGCCACCGCGUCGUCCGCAAUAAUGCCCCAGCGGCUCGCGUUCCCACCGGAGCCCCAGCUCCCCACGGCAGCGUCGAUCGCGGCAGAACACUUCCAAAAAGAGUUCGACCUGCACCACGUUGUCGAUCUCAAAUCUAAAACUGCCGUGAUUGUUCACGACGCCUGCUACGGCCAUCGCUUCUCGCGCCCCCGUACUACAAAGACCUACCUUUCCCAGAUAGUCGAGAGGCCGGAGCGCAUUCGCGCCUGUGUGCUGGGGAUUUCUGCGGCCUAUGUCCGUCUUGGACGUCGAUAUGCAGGCGAACGGUAUGCGCCGCACCCAGAUCUAGAUGUGCACAUGUUGCCGCCUCCGCCGUUCCAGAUUCGCAAGACAUCGCGCAAGUUGGCUCUUUCAGACAGUGCUGUGACGAAUGUUCAUGGGACUCAGUGGAUGACUGAUCUGAAGAGUAUGUGCGAUGUUGCCGAGUCACGUCUGGCUUUGGUUGGCAAGGAACUGGUUAAGCCGCCGGGGCCCAAUGGCCAGGAAGCCAGUGGAUCUGCUCUUCAUGAGGGAGACCUCUACCUAUGCUCGGAAUCUUUGAAUGCUUUCGAGGGUGCUCUUGGUGGUGUUUGCGAAGGCAUCGACACAGUCCUCGGACCGGGCCCGACAAAGCGUGCAUUUGUUUGUAUCCGACCUCCGGGUCACCAUUGCUCAGCGGACUGGCCGUCAGGGUUCUGUUGGAUCAAUAAUGUCCACGUAGGCAUUUCAUAUGCGGCUUUGAAUCAUGGUUUGACGCACGCUGCCAUUCUCGAUUUCGAUCUGCAUCAUGGAGACGGCUCCCAAGAUAUUACUUGGAACCACAAUUACAAGGCGGCGACUGCUCCGCGCAAUGCUGCUCCUCACAAGAAGACAGCCAUCGGAUAUUACAGUCUGCAUGAUAUCAAUUCUUAUCCGUGCGAGGCCGGUGAUCCGGAUAAAGUGCGCAAUGCGAGCGUUUGUCUCGACGGUGCGCAUGGGCAGUCUAUUUGGAAUAUUCAUCUGGACACCUGGGAAACGGAAGACGAGUUCUGGACUCUUUACCGGACCAAGUAUCUCGUCUUGCUUGAGAAGGCACGGAAGUUCCUCCGACAGCACACUCAGCGACUCUCCGCAAACCCCAAUGGCCCGCGUCCCAAAGCGGCCAUUUUCAUUUCGGCAGGAUUCGAUGCGAGCGAGUGGGAAAGUACCGGCAUGCAACGACACAAGGUCAAUGUGCCAACCGAGUUCUACGCGCGUUUUACUGCAGACGUCGUUCGAAUGUCUCAGGAAGAGGGUCUCGGUGUUGAUGGUCGGGUCAUCAGUGUGCUGGAAGGUGGAUACAGUGACCGAGCUUUGAUGAGCGGUGUUCUCAGUCACAUCUCUGGGCUGGGAAGCGAAUCAGCCGAUGACCGCUUGGCCUCUGCCAUGACUAGUGGGAUGAACAUCACCGAGAUCAGCCCCAAGGAUACUACUCAACAGCCUCCAGCUCAUGCCGACUACGAUAAAGAGUGGUGGUCUCCGUCCUUACUUGCCGAAGUGGAGGCACUUGUGGAUCCUCCUCCCAAGCAGAUCAAGCGUGAAACGUCCUCAACGCUGUUCAAUGAGACAGACUCCUUUAAAGCCAAGAAAGUCAAUCUUCAGGACCGCAAAUCUUUCAGCUCCCCUGGAAUGGGCCCGCGUCCAAGUAUCCCACCACUGCCUGAAGUUGGCUGGGCUACUGCAACCCAUGAAUUAUCUAAGAUUCUUAUUCCUUCACAUAGGCAGACGAAGAGCUGUCGACCCGAAGAAUUGAACGCCGAGGCUUCUCGUCAGCGCCGUGAUCGUCAGGUGGCACUCGAUGGUGGUAUCAACCCUGCCAUCAUCCCUCCACCACCGCAAGUACCAAGCACAGAGGAAAAGCGACAGCUUCGCGUUCGGAAGACCAAAUCUCCAACCCCUUUCUCUCCCAGACCUGCCACUCCGCGCCAGCAAGCGAUGCGCAACAAGAACCGCAGAAGAACCAUUGAUGCAAACGAGCUUCCAGACCCAUCCCGAGAAUCUUCUCCAUCCCUGGAUGCCAGUCGCAGAAAGAGUGCAACCCACGCUGCGCCCACCGGUCUUGACCUGGCCAGUACCAUCGACGAUAAGACCACCGAGAAUGGGCCUGCUACCCCUUCGAAAUCUCCGGUGAAGCCCACCUCGAGAAAAACCAGUGGUGGUUCGCGACCAGGUACUCCCAGACGCACAGCCAGUCCUCGAAAGGCCCCUCCCGUGCCCAAAGUGCCCACGGCCUUCAUGCCUUCAAAACUUUCCGGUGAAGUGACCGCGCCGAAGGACGAUAACAUGGACAAACUCACAAGUGGCCUUCAGCGAGUCAAAUUGUCCAUGCCGAAGCUACUUAAUAAUAUGCCGGACCCUUCAAGGGGAAACGGACCCGCACGCCCACCUCCCAGUUUCGCUUCACCUGCUUUCCCCCCAACCCAACCCCAAGGCCAUCCACGGGGCCCAAUGCAAGCCCUGCCGGUCUUCACGUCCAGCAGCCCCAUUCCCUUCGCCACGCCAGAGACGCAAACCCCCAACCAGGGACAACCCCGUCCUCCCCCAACGUCCGCGCCUGAAACCCCUCAAAACCCGGGCUCUCAGGACUCACGUCCUUUCUACCCGCUGUGA
Messenger RNA from Penicillium cinerascens, 3048 nucleotides. Its product is annotated as histone deacetylase hosB. Gene Ontology annotation, cellular component: nucleus. NCBI's taxonomy places the organism in Eukaryota, Fungi, Ascomycota, Eurotiomycetes, Eurotiales, Aspergillaceae. Gene Ontology annotation, molecular function: histone deacetylase activity. The transcript has a single exon. The coding region runs from base 1 to 3048 and encodes 1015 amino acids. The record is from RefSeq and is a predicted model, not a curated record.